GUACAAAUCAAAGAAGAUAGGACUUGAAAACGCUUAAAUUAAGAAUAAAUCGAAUAUUUGCAAAAAUUAACCUCAACAAUGCCAAAGAGACGAGGAAAGGUUUAUUUUGAGACGGUUUUGACUAAAACAUCAAGAGAUGUAGUUGUUGAAUGUGUCAUCGAACACUGCGGUGAACAUUCUGAUGACGGUUUUUUUGCUCAAAUGCACAAACAAUUCGUCGAGGCAAUAGAGAAGAACCUGCUAGCCCAAACUAUCAAUAAAAAGAAGAAAAAGAAAGAACAGAAAUGGGAAGCAGAAAAGAUUCUCGGAUCAGUCAUGUCUGGUGGAGAAUUAAUGUUUAUGGUAAAAUGGAAGGAUAAGGAUGACAUAGCAUUAAUUAGUGCACAUCAGGCAACUCAGAAAUAUCCGAAACUCGUCAAAUUUUACUUUGCAAGACGACUCCAAUGGUCUCCAGUCCAUGAUAAACAAACUUAUAAGAUGGUCGAAAGAUCCUAAAUCUGAACUUAACUACACAACUACAAAACUGAGGAAAUAAAGAAAUAACAUCCAUUUGAAAUAUUCAAUACCUAUUAAACAUGAAAGAAAAUAAAUGAAUUAAUGUGAAUAGUCAUGGAUGACAAUGACGAUUAGUUGAAAAGUCAGGAUUAAAGCAAGCAGCAGCAGCAGCAAAAAAUGUUCAUUGAAUGAUCAUCACAUUAAC
Chironomus riparius is the source of this 700-nucleotide messenger RNA. The record is from the annotation of a GenBank genome assembly. Lineage: Eukaryota; Metazoa; Arthropoda; Insecta; Diptera; Chironomidae.